AUCAGUAUAGCGUAGAGUGUCGUGUGGUGCGGACGUAACACCUUAAUUGUUCGAGUUUUGAUCCCUUUUUCGAGCUAACAAUCGUGUUUAACCCUUUGUAUGGUAAUAGUUUGGUAGCGAUAUAUAAGGGCAACAGUUAUCAUAAAAAAUAAACGAAAAAAGUGAUUGAAACAAGUAUAAAUUGUGACAAAUUCCUGUUGACUGCAAUGGAUACAUCGGAGCUUUGAUCUGCCAGGGAGUGGAGCACUGUGUUUCAUGGUUUAAUAAGUGUGUGUGUAUGUGUGUUUAAAUUGUUUAAGUGUGUAAUUCACAGGGUGUUUUAUGUGAUGUGUUUGCAGAGCAGUGCACUAAGAAAGGGUUACUCAGCUUCCUUAUAGUGUGUAGGUGGCACACAAAUGAUUGUAUGACUACAAUUAAUAGCAAGAUGAGUACGAACGUAGUCAGCUUUAUGCUGACGAUUUUGGCAAUAACAGUUGUAACAUUUGAGGUCACUGCCCAAUCAAACUAUGCAUCCCACGCUAAUAGCAUCGAAUAUCAAGGAGAAGGAUUGCCCGAAGAAGCAACGCUUGACGGAAAGGUAACAAAACUCGACGAUCUCAGCCCUAUAAUAUUUUUGAACCGCACAAAAGCCGCGUUGAAUUGUGCUGCUGGUUCUAUGCAAGUGGACCUGAAGUUCAAUGAAAAAUUUUUUGGCACUGCCUACGCUAAUUUUGACCGAAACAGUGCGUGUCAAAUAACCGGUAAAGGCGACACCAGCUACAGCAUUGAGCUGCCUCUGAAAGGAUGUGGAACUAAACAGGAGCCCCAACGUGUGUUCACCAACAACAUUGUAGUUCGUUUCCAUCCAGGCCUUGAAAUGGAUGGGGAUGAAAUAAUUACAAUAGUAUGUCGUUACCCUCCUCCCGUAGCACCUGUUCCUGCUGGUUUACCUGCCCCCAUAUUGACAAAUAUUGUUCCUGCAUCGAUUUUGGAACCACCUUUGAAGGGAAUUCAAAUACUUUUCAUUAUUUGUGCAAUUAUGUUUUUAACCUUAUUGCUCAUUGGCUUGGGCGUAUCAUAUUACUGUUUACGAAGACAACCAAUGCCCAUUGUACGAAGAGUGGUUCAUGUUGGAAGUGGAUCUGAAAUAACAGCACUUGAAACCGGCAGCAUAGGAAGCAUAUCAGGAAUGAAGAUAGCACCAGUACAUACCGCUUUGCACCAAACUCGAAGUAUCUCUGGAAGUGAUGGCCCUCUAAUUCCAUCUGACUAUCCGAGUGAAUCACACUCCGAAAAUGAAGAAGUAGAUACUGGAUCCUUGCCUGUGAGUUCACAUGGUAGCUAUGAAAAUAGUGCCUUUGUUCAGGACUCAUCCAGUAUCUAUAGUGAAAAUUAUGGCCAAUCUCAAGAUAUACGCACUUUUGAAACUUGUGAAGCUUCUCCAAAGUUUGACAUCCACGUGCGAGUUAAACGCACUCCACCUCCAUUACCGUCACCACUAACAUCUGACACUGAAAGUAAUACAACAAUUAGCCGAAUGGAGAGAAACAACCUUUCCACAAUUCUGGAGUCCCACGAAGAUGCCAGGAGUGACAGUGUACUAACAUUUGAAUCUCUUCAAGAAGCCGGACAUACUCAGUUCACCUAUACUCCGGAGUUACAUACGGUUCCUAAACACAUCCAGCAGGCACCAGUUGUUUCCAAAAUUACGAAAGCUCAGCAACAAUACAUCCAACGUGAUACUUGGCCAGAAAAUUACGUGGAUGGUCCACAAGCAUCGUCCUCUCGUAGCAUUGUUUCAUUAGGCACUGAAAUGACAGAUACGCACUCAAUGACUGAAAUAGUCGAUUCCUCACACUUGUACCCAGCUAACUAUCACAAUGCGAUUGAUUUGAAAUAUACAAAUAACCUUCAUGAACUUCCCGUUACCCCUAUUAAAAAGAAUGCAAUAUCAUCUCAUGUUAUAGAUGACGUGUUUAUGCAAACUGUUACUGAAAAAACAACAAUUGAAGACAUCGAGAAACAUAAGCGGAUGGUAACGGAGUACAAAGCUAAACCGGUCAUCGAUCCUAACUGGGACGUUACCAUUAGAAAUUAUCAGGAAAAUUCUCAGCCAGAAUGGGAGGACUUUUCGGAUGUUUCUAGCGCCUCUGGAAUGACUAUUCCGCAAACCAUGCCUACAAAAAUGACCGUUCCUACGUCAACAUACAUUUCUGAAAGUGAUGUCAUGCUUCAGAGUCCAGAACUUGUUGGAAAUAUGAAACCAAUUGAACUUCCACCAGAAGAUAAAUCUGUUUCCAAUUGGGAUGUCCUUAUAAGAGUUUUACAAGACGUGGAAAUUCCGGACAUUUCCGUUACCACUGCCAGGCUUCAAAGUGACCGCGCACCUGUACCACUUGCUACACAACUCAGUUAUGAGGACAAGGCUAAAUGGAAGCAAAUUAUCACUACUGAGUCUACGCUGAGGACAAUGCUCACUGAGGCCGUUGUACGAGAAGAUUUCGAACGCAUUCGAACUGACGCACGCUACGAAAACUUAUUCGAACCCCAAUCGUGGGAAAUAAUUAUGCGUAUACUCGCGCCUCCCGACGACGUUGAACUUCGACGAUCUUCAAGGAAAAAACGAGAAACGUGGGAUACUCGUUCACGAAGAAGCUCACUGCCUACAUUGUACGAAUACGAUAGUGAUGGAGGUUCAUCGGUUCGAACUAUAACUCAAGACCCAAUAGUUGUGACUACUCAACAUAGAGAUAGCUAUGAAAGUUCCAGACCUCGCUCAAGAAAAACUUCGCGAUCCUCGUAUAGCUCCAAUAACGUUGAUUAUCGUUCAAUGACUGAAAUGACCGUUGAUUUUGCAAAAUCCAAGUAUCCUGAUAGUUAUUCCGACGGAAGUUCAUAUUCAGCACAUCAGUACUAUGAAGAUGACCCAUACGACCAUCGCUCCAUUCAACGUUCUUCCAGCCAUCCUAGCCUGGCUAGAUCUGCUAGCGAAUUUACCGAGAGAUGGGUUGCUCCUGAAGAAACCGAUUCCUCAACUCCGGAUGCCAGUCCACAGAUGACGCGACGUGAAAGAAAUUUAAUGGUGCAGUCCAACGUUGCUCAAAUGGGAGAUAGUCGUCAUAUUAUCCAUGAGAGCCAAACGCAGUAUAUUGAAACAAGAAAAACUAAUUAUAGGACAAAUCGAGACGACGAAUGGUGAUUCUAAGGAGGGAAAAUAAACCAGACGCAAAAACCGAAAUAACUACGUGGUUAUCGAAAAGUGCCAACAGUAAUAUGCUUCGAAUAAGUUUUAAUUUGAAAUUCACUAACACUAGACAUUUUAUCACCCAUGCUACUACUAAUACAACUCCAUGCAUCCUUAUGAUCAAAGGGAACACAUCUUAACCAUUCGAAAAUGAUCAAAGAUAAUGAUGUGUGUAAAUACGAUAGUUUGCACUGUUGGACGAGAAAAUCGCCAACAAUACUGUUGAAAAGCUUGAAAACAGUAGAUUUUUUUUAGUAAACUAACUCAAAACUUUUUAGUAAACUAACUCAAAACACCCUUUUGCGUUUAAGCCGCCAAAAAUUGAGAGAAUAUCUACUCGUAUUCAAUGAUAAUCCUAAAUGGAUGAAAUAGCCCCUUCAUCGACUUAUGGAGGGCUUACUAUGCAUUGAGAAUAUUAAAAAAAAUGCAGUAGUUCUAUUGGCAAGUUGAUUGCCUAAUAUAGGCGAAGUCUUCAGACUCCUCACGGUUGGGCCUUAUGCAAUAUAGUCGCGGGCCGCAUGUAGCUCGCGGGCCGUACAUUGGGCUACCCUGCUCUAAGGCAAACAAAAUUGAACAAGCUCAACAAAUUAAUGUUUGCCAUUUCGCAUGAAGACGUUUGGAAUAGUGUACAUUUCGACAUGCUACAGUUCAAUUCUUAACCAGUGAUCACAUCAAUCAAUUCUUAACCAGUGAUCUUUUUGAUCUAAGGAUGUAUGUAAGUGGUCAUCAGCUGUGAUUCGAUCAUUUACAUAUCACAUAUCAAUCCCAGUCUUCAAAUAUGGAAAGUGUGUGUACAUGGCUAUUAGGAAUAACUGUCAAUGUUAUUUAUAACAUUAAUAAUUCAUGUAUGUAAAAAUUUAAAUUGGGCAAAUAUUAUGAUUGAUUGCAUGAAAAAUGUAUUUCCCUUCGCAAUUUACAUAAACACUCUGAAAAAAGUAAUGAAAACCGAAUUUAGUACUAUACCAUCUAAUUCCAUCAAAGUUUGUAUACUUCGUAUUUCGACUUUGUAUUUCGGCCUCAACUGUAAGGCCGUCUUCAGUGUCGUGACAAAGGAUACAAAAUCUAUAGGAAAUAAAUGAUAUAGUACAAAAUUAGGUUUUCAUUCGUUUAUAAGUAUGCCACUAAACAAUUCGAAGAUUUAUUAUCACUCUAAAGAAAGGUCGAAUCAGUGGGAGUAGCCAAUAUUACCGAAAAUCAAAUUGUUUACGAAAAUAUUCAAAAAUGAACGUCCAUGACAUAUUAAUACGAUUUUUUUAUAUGUAUUUAUCUUUUGUUGACAUAUAUUAGUAUCGUUCAACCCCCAAAUGGCUUUAUUACAUGCUGUUGACUGAAUAUACUAAGCAACAUGUACCUUGGACUAAAAAGGUUGAUGGAAUGUUUAUUUUAUUUCACAUGAUUAACAUUUGAUUUUGAAGUACGAUAUAUUACGGUUGUUAAGAAAAUUUUCCGUUAUGCGGUAGCCGCCGAGUUCUACCGCAGCUGUCAAAGUUCUACCGCAGGCUUCGAAAUCAUUUUAUCAUUGAAGCAAACAAUUCAAUCAUAGUAUGCUUGAAAGAGAAAGCGGUAUGAAAAACACCACCAAACAACAAUCACCAAGACGGUAUCCAAGGUAUCAUUGAAGCCUAUUGAUGAUUCACCAGUGCAAAUCAGUGAUGUGGCAUCUGCGGUAGCUUUCCGUUGAACCGUAAAACGGAAAGUUUUCUCUGAAAUUGCAAUAUCUUGAAACAUAAUCAGUUUUCCAAAAAAAAUACAAUGGAACUAUUGUAUUGCAGAUAAACAAACCCACUUUUAUAAUACAUGUAGUGUGGAAAGUUUGAGUCUUAAUAAAGAAAACAGUUGACAUUGACAAUCAUUCCUGAUGGCAUUAUACAUUGCUUUACAUUUUGAGUUUUGAUAAAACAUUUUGCUUUCCAGAUUGAAUAUUUUGCGCCACAAAAAAUAUUGCUUGUUUUUAAAGGCAAAAUGCAAUAACAUAGGAAUAAUUGUAUCAUGUUAACAUAAUUUUACUUAUCAAAAAGUUUAGCACAAAACUAUAAAUAAAACUAUGUCAUAUUCACCAGUUUGCUAAAAAACGUACUAUCAACUGCUUAAAAUAAAUGUUUUCGUUAAAUUCUUUGUGAACUGUAAAAAUAAAAACAUAGCAAGAGAGUUCCAUUUUCUGCCUUGUUUGCAUUUGUUAAAAAAUUGUCAAUUUCAAAAUGAUAGUAAUCGAAUUUAGGUCUCUUAGUUUUAUUGUAUUGCAACAGCUUUCUCUUUAUGUCUUCCAGU
Aedes aegypti (yellow fever mosquito) is the source of this 5491-nucleotide messenger RNA. RefSeq lists its product as uncharacterized. The record is from RefSeq and is a predicted model, not a curated record. NCBI's taxonomy places the organism in Eukaryota, Metazoa, Arthropoda, Insecta, Diptera, Culicidae. The transcript has 9 exons. The coding region runs from base 404 to 3178 and encodes 924 amino acids.